GGGCGCGCAGGAGCGAGGGGCUGGCGGGGGCGCGGCUCAGUCCAGGAAGGGCGGGCGGGAGCGGGAGCGGCUCUGGUUUCAGCGGCGCCCGGGCUGCCUCUGUCCGCCCCUCGCAGCCUGCCUGCCGGCCGAGCCGCGCCCCCCCCCUCCGUCCCAGUCCUGGGGCUGCCGGGUGGACGGAGAGCCCCGCCACGUCGGAUGGCCAGCGGCGGAGAUGCACGAUUAAGGCACCUGUUUGAUGGGGGAGAGGCCUCGAUUCAGCCCCCGCCUGCCUUGGAGGAACCCCAGGGAAGAGCCAGGCAUGGCCCCACCCCUCCUGCUGCUGCUCCUCCUGGGGGGGGGGCUGGGCCAGGGCUGGGCCUCCACCGGCACCCUCGACCUGCAGAUAGACGAAGAGCAGCCGGCGGGCACCAUUGUGGGGGACAUCAGCGCAGGGCUGCCGCCCGGCACCCCCACCUUCAUGUAUUUCAUUUCUGCCCAGGAGGGCAGCGGAGUGGCUACGGACCUGGAGAUCGACGAGAACAGCGGGAUUAUCAAGACCGCUCGCGUGCUGGACCACGAGAGCCGGGACCACUACAGUUUCAUUGCUGUCACCCCGGAAGGGGUCACGGUGGAGGUCCACGUGCAGGUCAAUGACAUCAACGACCACCCCCCCACCUUCCCCAAGCCGCGCGGCUCCCUCCAGAUCCCCGAGCACACACCCCUGGGGAGCCGCUUCCCCCUCGAGCCAGCCUUCGACGCAGACAGCGGCCUGCUCGGCACCCAGGGGUACUUGCUCAAGGGGGGCGAUUCGGGCCAGGCGUUCCGGCUGGAGACCCGCCGGGGCCCCAACGGCGCCCUGCACCCGGAGCUGGUGGUGGCCGGCGUCCUCGACCGGGAGACCCGCUCUGCCCACACUCUGCUCCUGGAGGCCUACGAUGGUGGGUCCCCCCCUCGCAGCUCCCAGAUGACCCUGGACGUGUCCCUCCAGGACAUCAAUGACAACGCCCCGACUUUCAACCAGAGCCGCUACCACACGCUGAUCCCGGAGAACCUCCAGCCCGGCAGCAGCAUCAUGCAGGUCUUUGCCUCGGACGUCGACGAAGGGGACAACGGGGCCGUGGUGUACGAGAUCAACCGCCGCCAGAGUGACCCCGAGCACUACUUUGUCAUCGACGCGGCGACGGGGGUCAUCAAGCUCAACAAGGGGCUGGAUUAUGAGCUGCGGAAGGUCCAUGAGUUGGUGGUGCAGGCCCGAGACAAGGCCGUGCACCCAGAGGUGUCCACGGCAUUCGUCACCAUUCAGGUGCGUGACUACAACGACAACCAGCCCACCAUGACCAUCAUCUUCCUCAGCGAGGACGGCUCCCCCCGCAUUUCGGAGGGAGCCCAGCCCGGGCAGUUUGUGGCCCGCAUCUCCGUGUCAGACCCAGAUUAUGGCGAGUAUGCCAACGUCAACGUCUCCCUGGAGGGAGGGGAAGGCAAGUUCGCUCUCACCACCAAAGACAACAUCAUCUACCUGAUCUGCGUGGACCAGCUGCUGGAUCGGGAGGAGCGGGACUCCUAUGCGCUGCGAGUGACGGCCACCGACGCGGGGACGCCCCCCCUGUGUGCGGAGUCGGCCUUUGUGCUCCAGGUGACGGACGUCAACGACAACCCUCCUCUCUUUGACGCUCAGGAGUACGAGCAGACCGUCCCGGAGGUGGUCUACCCAGGCAGCUUUGUGCUCCAGGUGACGGCUCGGGAUAAAGACCAAGGGCCCAAUGGGGAGGUCCGCUACAGCAUCCUGCACACCCCCCACACCCACUCCCACUGGUUUGCCAUUGACCCCACGACGGGCAUCGUGACCACGGCCGCCCCCCUGGACUACGAGACCAAUCCCCAGCCCCGGCUGACGGUUCUGGCCACGGAUGGGGGGAAGCCCCCGCUGUCCUCCACCGCCGUGGUCCGAGUGGUCCUGCAGGACGUCAACGACAAUGAGCCCAUCUUUGAGAGCACUUUCUACAACACCUCCCUGAAGGAGAACAUCCCACCGGGCACCUGCUUCCUCCAGGUGACUGCGACCGAUGCGGACAGUGGCUCCUUCGGCUCCGUCUCCUACUCGCUGGGCACUGGAAUCAGCAGUUUGGCCCCCUCUGCCUUCAGCCUGGGGGAGGAGGCCGGCCAGCUCUGCACCGCGGAGGAGCUGGACCGGGACGAGGGCGUGGCCACCUAUGACUUCACGGUCACCGCUGUGGACGGGGGCGGGCUGAGUUCCACGGCGUAUGUCAAGGUCUUCCUGGAAGACGUCAAUGACAACGCCCCCGCCUUCUACCCGCUGGAGUACGCCACCAGCAUCAGCACCCAGAGCCAGCCAGGCUCCGCCGUGCUGCGGGUCAGUGCCCACGACAAGGACGAAGGGCUGUACGGGCGCAUCACGUACCAGGUUGCCGCCGGGAACACCCCGUCGCUCUUUGCCAUAAACCCAGACAAUGGUGCCGUUUCUCUGCUCCGGAGCCUGGCAGGCAAAGCCAACACCUUGGUGCACCUUGAGAUUGCGGCCCGGGACGGAGGGGGGCUGACUGCCCAGCCCAACGCUCGGAUCAACAUCAGCAUUGUUGCCGGCACCGUCUCCCCUCCAAGCUUUGAGCGGGCUCAGUACCACUUCACGGUCCCGGAAGACACCCGGCUGGGCAGCAGCAUAGGCGCCGUCUACGCCCACAACCCCCCAGGACACGCAGACGCCGUCUUUUACUCCAUCUCCUCGGGAGACCCGAACGGCUACUUCUCCAUCCACCCAGCCUCGGGAGAGCUGCACACUCGCCUGGCCCUGGAUCACGAGGCCCAGGCGGCGCUCAGCCUGGAGGUCCAGGCCCGCAGUGGCUCCCCGCCUGCGUACAGCAGCGCCUGGGUCCAGAUCAGCGUGGCGGACGUGAACGACAACAGCCCUGCCUUCCUGGUCCCGUCUGAAUCAGUGCUGUUGCCGGAGGGGGUGGCGCUGGGGACGGUCGUGUACACGGUGCACGCGGAGGACCGGGACAGCGGAGCCAACGGGCAGGUGCACUUCCAGCUGGCACCCGGCGGGCCCAGUGCGUUCACCGUCGAGCAUUUCUCAGGUAAGGUGCGCCUGGUGGGAGCCGUCCAGCGAGAGACAAGCGCUCCCUACAGGCUCCUCAUCCUGGCGCAGGACGGGGGGGUCCCUCGGCUGAGUGCCACGUUCACGCUGCUGGUGCACGUGCAAGCAGAGGAUGAGCACGGCCCGGUCUUUGACACCCUCACUUACCGCGUGGAGGUGCGCGAAGGGAUGCCCGUGGGCACACAUUUCCUGCAAGUUCGUGCGUUGGCACGGGAUUCUCACGUGCCCCUCACCUACCACCUGCGUGCGGAUGGAGACGCUGCCAGCUUCGGCGUUGUGCCCAACACUGGGUGGCUGCACGUGCGCAGCACCCUGGACCGGGAGGUGCAGGAGCAGCACAUGCUGACGGUUCUGGCCGUUGCCGGGGAGGGGGAGGGGCGCCAGACGGGCACCACCACCGUCCGAGUGACCAUCACCGAUGAGAACGACAACAGCCCUCGCCUGAGCGAGGAGCGCUACUUCUUCACGGUGGCUGAGAACCAGCCUGCGGGCAGCAGCGUGGGCCGCGUGGCAGCCAGUGACCGGGAUGCCGGCCAGAACAGCCACCUCUCCUACCGCCUGGUCCCACACGAGGGCAACUUCUUGAUCCACACGCAGACGGGGGAGCUGAGCACUCGGCAGAGCCUGGACAGGGAGCAGCAAGCCAGCUACCACCUGCAAGUCCUGGUCCAAGACGGGGGCACCCCGCCACGCAGCACCACGGGCACGGCCUACGUCACUGUGCUGGACGAGAACGACAACGCGCCUGCCUUCUUGCACGUGGCAGAGGGGCGUGAACUGCUCCUGCAGGUUCUGGAGGAGAAGCCGGCAGGGCUCCUCGUUGCUUCAUUGCAGGCCAAGGACCCCGACGAGGGUGAAAACGGGACUGUCUUCUACUCGCUGGCAGGGGCUUGGGCUGAACGCUUCUCCGUGCACGUGGCCACGGGGGAAUUGCGCACGGCCACCAAGUUGCGCCAGGCGGACUGUGGGGAAUACACCUUCACUGCAACAGCGAGCGACCGAGGCGCCAGUCCCCGCAGCACCUCUGCAGCCGUGCGCAUCCAGGUGGUGUCUGCAGCCCGGCUGCUUCCUCGACCGGACACCACGGUGCUGACGCUCUAUCCCAUGGAGGGGCUGCAGCCCGGCUCCGUCAUUGGCUCAGUGGCCUCCCUGGAAUCAGCUCUUCACGGGCAGGCGACCUACGUGUUGGUGGGGGGCAGUAACGGAGAUGGCACCUUCGUGGUGGAUGCAAACACAGGAGAAAUCUACGUGGCCCAAGAGCUGGAUUAUGAGUCUGCCUCCCGGCACACUUUGCAAGUGAACGUGGAAGAUACGCUGCGGGGGUACCCCAGCCAGCGCCUGGUGUUGGUUGAGAUUCACGUGCAAGACAGCAAUGACCACGCGCCGACCUGGCCACAGGACCCUGUGACGGUGGUGGUCUCUGAGAGCGCCACGGCCGGCAUGUCCCUCUUCACUUUCCAGGCGCUGGACGGGGACGGCCCCGGCCCCAACAGCCAGCUCAGCUACAGCCUGCUGCCACCCCCGGAGGCCGGUCACUCCCCCUUUCAGCUGGACGCGCGCAGCGGAGAACUGAGCCUGCGAGGCUCGCUCGACCGGGAGGCCCAGGCGGCCUACCUGCUGGUGGUGCAGGCCACUGACCAGGCACGCAACGUCAGCCAGCGCCGCUCGGCAGCCCUCACGGCGCACAUCUUUGUCAUGGACGAGAAUGAUAAUGUCCCAGAGUUCCUCUCUCCGGCCAGCGCUGCCGUUCCGGAGGACCAGCCCACGGGCUUCCUGGUUCUGCAGGUGCUGGCAAGGGAUGGCGACUUGGGGGAGAACGGGCGUGUCAGCUACACACUGCGAGCGGGGAACAGCGACGGGAGGUUUCACCUCAACCCUACUACAGGAGCCUUGUCCAUCGUCCGGUCACUGGACCGAGAGGAAGUGUCGCAGCAUAACUUGACUGUGGUGGCCACGGACCAUGGCUCCCCGCGGCGCUCCGCCACACAGCUGCUGACGGUGCGGGUGCUGGAUGUGAACGACGAGACACCAACUUUCCAGAGAAACCAUUACGAGGCCAGCGUGGCAGAGAACUUGCCCCCAGGGACUCCCGUGCUGCAGCUGCUAGCGACUGAUCACGACCUGGAGACCAGCGGGCAGGUAUCCUACGGUGGCAUCUCUGGAGAUGACUUCUCCAUCGACCCCUCCACGGGUCUUAUCAGCACCCGGCGAUCGUUAGACCGUGAGGAACAGGCAGAGCACCUGCUGACAGUGUAUGCCCGCGACGGAGGUGUGCCUCCACGCCAGGCCAAGGUUUCAGUGCGCAUCCUGGUGGCCGAUGAGAAUGACCACAGCCCAGCCUUCCAGAGCGACGCGUGUGCCCUGGAGGUGCCAGAGAACCAGAGCCAGGUGGAAGUGAUCACUGUAUGUGCCACGGACCACGAUGCAGGCGAAAACAGCCGCCUCUCGUACCAGCUGACAGCUGGAGACCCUGAGAAAGACUUUGCCCUCAACCCCGUCUCAGGCAAGCUGCACACGACGCGGGGGCUGGACCGGGAGCGGGUGUCGAGAUACGUUCUGACGGUGCAGGCCUGCGACCACGGCUCGCCCCCUCGCUGUGCCAACCUGGCGCUCCAUGUGCAAGUGCUGGACCUGAACGACAACGCCCCCCGCUUUGCUCAGGAGGCCUACGCGGCGGAGGUGCCCGAGGACCUGCCCGUGGGCUCUCUGGUGCUGUGGCUGGACGCUCUGGAUCCGGACGAGGGCGCCAACGGGCAGGUGUCAUACUUCCUGGCCAAGGAGUCUGUGGGCACCUUCCAGGUGGAGCCGGAGGGGGGCCGCCUCACCCUCACCCAGGCUCUGGACCGGGAGCGCCGGGCGACCUACAGCUUCCUGGCCUUGGCAGUGGACUCCUCCCCCCUGAACCCCCAGACUGCUUCCGUGCCGGUCACGGUCACUGUCCAGGACGUGAAUGACCACUUCCCGACCUUCCCACUCAGCCCGCUGGCCGUCACGCUGCCUCGCAACACACCGGCCAAGAGGGUGGUCGCCACGCUGCGGGCCGAAGACCACGAUGCCGGGGCCAACGCCUCCCUCCUCUACCGCCUGGCCGCCCCCUCCCCAGCCUUCGCCAUCAACACCUACACAGGGGCCAUCCAGCUGCUCCAGCCCCUGGCGGCCGUGGCCAGCCAGCGCCAGCGCACCCUGUUUGUGGUGGCCAGCGACCUGGGGCGGCCCUCGCUGUCUUCCACGGGCGUGGUGGUCAUUCACCUGCAGGGUGAGGGUCAACGGGGGGUGCGCUUCCCGCGCAGCAGCAGCGACGUGGCCUUGCCUGAGAAUGCCGCACCAGGUACCACUGUGGUGAGCAUCCCUGCCACGCACACCGCAGGCUCUUCGGGCCGUAUCACCUACAGCAUCGUCAGCGGCAAUGAGAGGGGAGCCUUCCACAUCCAGACUGGCUCAGGUGUGGUUUCUGUCCGGAAUCCUGGGGCCCUGGACUUUGAGGCGAGCCCCCGCUUGCGCCUGGUGCUGCAGGCCGAGUCAGCCGCCUCCUUCGGCUUCCUGGCUGUCCAGGUCAACCUUCAGGAUGUGAAUGACAACCACCCGCGCUUCCAGCUGCAGAACUACGUGGCUUUCAUCCGGGAGGCGCAAGGCUAUGACCUGCCCGUCAUCCAGGUCGUGGCUGAUGACGUAGAUCAGGGCCCCAACGGGCAGGUGACUUAUAUGAUCAACCAGACGCUGCCCAUGAACGGGCUGUACCACAUCAAUCCACAAACGGGCUCUAUCACCACGGCAGCCAUUCUGGACAGGGAGAUCUGGGCUCAAACCCGGCUGGUGCUGACGGCGAUGGACAGAGGGAGCCCCCCCCUCAUGGGCUCGGCCACGCUGACCGUGGUGGUGAUGGACGUGAAUGACAACAGCCCCUCCAUCCCUGCCCCCUGGGAGGUGCGGGUGCCUGAAAACGCCCUCCUGGGCACAGAGAUCACCAUGGUGACGGGCAACGACGUGGACUCUGGCCCGCUGCUCUCCUACCUGCUGGUGCUAGACAGCAGCGCGAGGGGGACCUUCGGCAUCCUCCGCUACGGGGGACGCAUCACGCUGAUGGGGCUGCUGGACUACGAGCAGCGGCACCACUACGCCCUGACGGUGCGCGCCUCUGACUCUGAGCACGAGACAGAGGCCAACGUCACCGUGCUGGUGGAAGACGUCAACGACAACGCGCCCCUCUUCGCCCAGGCCUUGUAUCAGGUGGUGCUGCCAGAGUACACCCCGGCUGGCAGCCCCAUCCUGACCCUCCGUGCCACGGACCUGGACUCUGGCACCAACGGGGAAGUCACCUACCAACUGGCCACGCCCAGCCAUGCUAUGGCCAUCGAUCCUCACAAUGGUACCCUCUUCACCAUGCAGCCCCUCGUUCUGGAGCCCGGAUGCACCACGCUGGACAUUCAGGUGCAGGCCCACGAUCGGGGCUCUCCCAGCCUCUCGUCCUGGACCACCGUGCAAGUCCAGGUGCUGGACGUGAAUGACCACGGGCCUCAGUUCUCGCAGCCCCACUACGAUGCCCGUGUGCCCGAAGACCAGCGCCCCGGCACCACAGUGCUCACCCUGCAUGCCACAGACGGUGACGUGACCCGGGACAACGCGGCCUUGGACUACACCAUCGUCAGUGGGAACAGCGGGCACGCUUUCCAGCUGGAGGGCCAGGUGGGCGGGGCCAGCGCUCUGGUCCUGGUGGAGCCUCUUGACUUUGAGGCAGUGGAGGUCUACAACCUGAGCGUGGCCGUGACCGACCGAGGCGUGCCCCAGCGCAGCGCAGUCGUGCCAGUCGUUCUCACUGUGCUCGACACCAACGACAACCCACCGGUGUUCGGCCGUCCCAGCUACCACAUGGCUGUGAGCGAGAGCACUGUCCCCGGGUCAGAGCUGCUUCGUGUGGCUGCCCAGGACCCCGACUCGGGCACCCACAGCCAGGUGCGCUACCGCGUCAGCUCUGGCGACCCCGGCGGGCUCUUCCACUUGCACCCCUCCACGGGAGCUCUUCGCCUCUCCAAGGGCCUGGACUGCGAACUGCAAGCCCAGCACACCCUGGUGGUGCAGGCCUCAGAUGGCGCAGGCGGGCACUUUGCACUGGCCUCGGUCACCAUUGAGGUCAAGGACAUCAACGACAACGUUCCCUACUUCCCAGUAGAGGUGCUGACCACCACCUUGAGGGAGAACCUGCCUCCUGGCAGCUUGGUCACCACUGUGCAUGCUGUCGACACAGAUGUGGGCGUCUUUGGGGAGCUGCGCUACGCCCUGCUGCGGACAGAGGGACGGGAUGCCUUCAGCAUCAACAGCAGCUCUGGGGCUCUGCGCUCCCGUCUGCCUUUUGACUACGAGCGCAGCAAGGCCUUCCAGCUGCAGGUACAAGCCACGGAUGCAGGGAACGCGUCAGCCACGGUCACCGUGCGUGUUCUGGUGACUGGAGAAGAUGAAUACGACCCGGUCUUCCUCAGUCCAGCUUUCAGCUUUGAGGUUCCUCAGGGGGCACGCAAGGGGCACAGCAUCGGGCACGUGGUGGCCACGGAUGAGGACGAGGGCCCAGAUGGGGUGGUGCUCUACACCUUGACCAAACCAUCUCCCUUCUUUGGGAUCAACCAAACGAGCGGCACCAUCUACCUGCGUGUCGACAGCCAGGUGCCAGCGGGGGGCCCUCCCAAGCGGGAGCCACGGGAGAUGGUGCUGGAAGUCCAGGCCCACAGCCCCCUGCCCGCCUCCCGCUCCGCGGCCGCCCAGGUCACCGUUGACGUCACCCACACCUCCUUCGGGCUGGUGCCUGACCUCAACCUGCUGCUGGUGGUGGCGGUGGCUGCCUCGCUGGGUGUGGUGGUGGUCCUGGCCGCUGUGGCAAUCAUGCUGGCCCUCGUCCGCUCUCGGCAGGGCCGUUGCCGCAAAGAGGCAGACCUGGCCCACGUGAAGAGCGGUUCUUUGCAGAAGCUGGGCCAUGCGGACCCAGCACUGCCGGGCAGAGACUGCCUCUACCACGAGGCACUGCCUGGCUACGGGACAGAGUCUGCCGGGCCCUACGCCAGGGGGGGAUCGCUGGACCCCUCCCACUCAAGCGGUCGUGGCUCUGCUGAGGCGGCCGAGGAUGACGAGAUCCGCAUGAUCAACGAAUGCCCCCGCAUGUCCAGCGUCACCUCUUCCCUGCAGGAGCACCUGGCUGCCCGGGGGCCGGACUCAGGCAUCCAGACAGACGCCGACCGUCUCUCUGACGUGUCUUGCGAGCCGGCCACUCUCGACGCGUCCCACUGGUUCAAGAACAGAAAGGGCCCCGGCCUGCUGCUGCCUGGGCAGCCCCCGCAGCUCUACCGGGACGACGGCGGCGGCGGGGGGAGCGUUGCCUACUUGGGGACCGGCUGCGGCCUCAACAUCUCAGCCGCCAAAGACUAUUCCUUUCCGGAGGACGGGAAGCCGUGCGUGGACGGCUCGCUCACAGCCAUCGUGGCAAGUGACGAGGAGCUCCGGGGCAGCUACAACUGGGAUUAUCUCCUCAACUGGUGCCCCCAGUUUCAGCCGCUGGCCAGCGUCUUCACAGAGAUCGCCCGCCUCAAGGACGAGAGCUCCCUCCGCAAGCCCUUCCCCACCAAACCCAAGCCCCGCAUAGACCCGCCCCCCCUCAUCACCUCUGUUGCACACCCCGGCGCCAAGUCUGUGCCCCCCAAGCCUGCCGUGGGCCGGGCCUUUCCCCACCUCUCCUCUCUCCGGCGCUCGCCCAUCAGUCACGAGGGCUCGCUCUCUUCGGCCGCCAUGUCGCCCAGCUUUUCCCCCUCCCUGUCGCCACUGGCCGCUCGCUCCCCGGUCGUCUCGCCCUUCGGGGUCUCCCAGGGCCCCUCUGCCUCCACCAUCAGCACCGAGCAGUCCUCGGAGAGCCCCGAGGGGGCCGAGCUCCGCAUCUAGGCUGGGCGGAAUGCACUGUCCUCUGCACACUGGGGCAGGCGGCUCACGGGCACCAGGCCUGCUCCUUCUGGAACCACGGGACUCUGACAGGCCGGGGCCCGCCCUCCCUCCCGAGGACUGUGGAGGGUCAUGAACAGCAGCCCCUUUCUGGACCCUGCGGAGGCCUCUCUUUCCAAACGGUGCACUUGCUGAACAGACGACAAGAGGCCAAGGGCCCGGGGGGGGGCAUGCCAGAAGCAGGGGCGGGGGCCUGCACGUGGCACUGUCUCCCUGACACCAUGUAUAGCGGUCACUGCUGGGCUAGCCCGGCUGCCCAGCUCCACCCCUUGUUUCCCCACCGCUGCUAUUCCCUGCCUGCUGUCUUCUGCGACCGGGCCUCUGGGCUGCCUCCUGGAUAGGUCAAGGUGCACUCAGACCACCACAGCCACGGGGCUCCCCCCUAGCCAAAAGCACUCCUGCCGCCCUGCGCUGUGGGAGCGUGUGCGUGGCUAGAACAGGCACCGGCCUGGAGACGGGCGCCUCUUUCACCCUGGGCCAGGACUGGGGCCCAAGAGUGGGUCUGGCAACUUCCACAGCCUGUCUUCGGCUUUCCCUGUACGCCGGGGACCUGUGGCCCCCUCUCAAGCAUGGGGGACACCUUCACGUAGCCCAGGGGGGCUGGUUUCCCCCAGAAAGAGGGCGUCUUGGCCUAACCGCACGUGCCCAGCAGUGUGGCACCCGGACAGCUUGACAGCCAGGGGUGCCCAUGAAAUUAGAGACCCUGCCCUUAAUCUCCAGGCUGCGUAGACCUGCGGCCCCCCCUUUCAUUUUGCUUGAUUCGGGGGGGGGUCCUCCUCCGCAGCCCUCCAGAGCAAUAACCCACCCUCAGCACAGACUAACCUUUUGCAAUGAACACCUCUGCCUCCUUAGACAGCUGGAACUCAGAGCCCACCCACCCACCCACCCCCCAUAGCCAGAAACAAGCAGUGACCCUCCCCUCCCCCCAGUGGACGUUGCAGCGGGCGGGGGGGGGGGGCGGCGAAGCGAAAGGGAGCUGCUGCCAAGACAGGCAGGGAGUAAAAUGGGAGAUGGUUGCAGGAGGCAGGAGAAAACGGGUUUCUGAGGAAGUGCCAUGGAGAGGGCUCGACUGUCCCCCCGGCACCCUCUCCAUGCGCCCCCCCCCCCACACCAGCAGCCCUUUCCCAGCAUGGAUCAGUGCCACGAACACUGGCAAUUCUUGGCGUGUGCUCUGGUGCCCUCACUGGCCAGCCAGAAGUUCAGCAGGCCGAGCCUCCCCCGAGCGCUGCACAUCAGCACGGGGCCCUAGCAUGGGGGUGGGGGGGUGGGCAAGAGCCAGCCCCACCCAGGAACAGGCGCUCAGCCCAGCUCUGCCAGGGGGGGGCUUCUUCACUGUCCCGUUCCGCAGAACCCCACCUGUGUUCAUGUCCGAGGCACAUCCCCGCCGGCCACACGCUCACCCCACCCCCCGCCUGCCCCCCUCCUGCCUCGUGCCCAGCGGUCCAGCCCAGCGGGGACCCCGGCUAUUUAUUGCAAUUUCUUCCCUGAUCCAGUCAUUUGUAUCUUUUUGUAUUGCUGAGGUGCACACGAGUCUUGGGCAUCGUUCACCCGGCCCUCCUUCUUGCGGGGGGGGGGGGGGAGCCCAAUCCUAAGUGCCAACUUUUCUAAGUAAUGCCUUAAUAAACUACACCAUGUUUGUU
Molecule: messenger RNA, 11709 nt
Organism: Sphaerodactylus townsendi
Lineage: Eukaryota; Metazoa; Chordata; Lepidosauria; Squamata; Sphaerodactylidae
Gene: DCHS1
Product: dachsous cadherin-related 1
Exons: 21
Coding region: 239-10012 (3257 amino acids)
Biological process (GO): homophilic cell-cell adhesion
Cellular component (GO): plasma membrane; cell-cell junction
Molecular function (GO): calcium ion binding
Source: RefSeq, a predicted model, not a curated record